AUGAAUAAUCUGAGGAGGAGCGAACGAAAUAAUAGAGGUCAACCUCCGAUACGAUUUCCAAGUCAGAGUAAAAAGGUAACCCGCAUUUCUACUGAGGAGAUAACGUAUAGAGAAGACGACGAUAAAGCUUCAAGUAGAAUGCAGUCCGACAGACAUUACCCCCGACACUCUGAAACUCAGGAAGGAAAUUGUGACACUAAAGACAAAUCCGAUGACAAAUCACACAAUACCAAGACAAGUAAUUCUUCCAAAUCAAGAAUACGGAUUUUAGAAGUUGAGCUACAGACCCAGAAGGAUUUAAUGGUUUUAGAAAAACAAAAGGCAGAAUUACUUCUACAAAUGAAAGAGAAAGAAAUACAUUCAAUGAGAGAAAUAGUCAGAAAAACCAUUGAAUUAGAAAAAGCUAAAUUAUCAGACACAUCAUGUUCAAGUAAAAAAUCUGUUGUAACAUCAGAAAAAAUAUGUCCAGUACAAAAAGUAAAGGAAUGGUUGUAUGAAGAAAAUCCUGUUCAUCAAACUAAUAACUCUAGCGAAAACAUAGCACUACUAACGCAGACCAUAGCAGACGGAGUUAAUGUACUAUCUGGUGUACUGGAAAAUUCCAGACGUAAUAACUCUUCCCAAGAUUUACCAUAUUUCAAUGGGAAAUCUGAAGAAUGGCCUAUUUUCAAAACCGUAUUCGAGAGAACGAAGAAUAAUUAUAGUAAGGAAGAAAAUCUAUCCAGACUUCAAAAAUGUCUCAAAGGGGAAGCUCUCGAGGCUGUUCGACCGCUGUUGAUAUCGUUCGAAAGUACACAUUCUAUUAUGGAAACUUUAGCGAUGAGAUUUGGGCGACCAGAAUUCAUAAUAGAGACAAUUCUCAGAAAAAUUCGUUUCCUGCCAAAUUUGAAAGAAGAUGACCAAGCCAGUUUCAUCAAAUUCGCCACUGAAAUUCAAAAUUUCAGCGCUACAGCAAAAAAUCUCAACAUGGAGAUCUAUCUGAGUAAUCCACAAGUAUUGAGGGAGCUUCUCAAUAAAUUACCCACUCAUUUGAAGUACAAUUGGGCAGUCCAUCUGUCUGGAGUGAAUAAUAUUCGAAUGCCUACUUUGGAUAUAUUUUCUUCGUGGAUCCAAUAUCAAGCUAAAAUUCUGAGUAUAUUUUUACAACCCAAAGCAGAUGACAGCGGACGACAAGAAAACUUCAGCCCCAAAGAACUAAGAAACUCCAACAAUAGACAUGUUCUAAUGCAAGUAACACCAAAAUGCCAAAUUUGUAGUCAAAAUCAUCAAACUUCAAAAUGUAGAGAGAUUUUAGAAAGAAGUAUCGACAGUCGAUGGGAAUUGAUUACAAAGAAGAAGUUGUGUUUCUCUUGUUUUGGACGACACCAAAUUAAAUCUUGUAAGAGGAGGACAAAAUGUGGAAUUAACAAUUGCACAAAAUUCCAUCAUCAUGUUUUACAUAAACAAGAUUCAGAAGCACAAAUCGAGGGUCCGAAUAGCCAACCAUCAUUUUGUUCAACGACUCCUGAGAAAGUUUUGCUUCGGAUUUGUCCAGUUGUUUUAUCCGGAGAGAAAAAUUCAAUCGAAACAUAUGCCUUGCUUGACGACGGGUCUACUGUUUCUCUAAUCGAAGACAACCUUGCAGAAUAUCUGGGAUUAAAUGGAAAGGAAGAUCCAUUGAACAUUUGCUGGACAAAUUCAACAAGUCAUAAAGAUCAAAAUUCUCGUCGAGUGAAACUGAAAAUAAGGGGGCUUUACGAAAACGAAGAAUAUGAAAUCGAUGACGUUCGAACUAUGACUGGUUUCAGUCUGCCAAGCCAGAAUUUCGAUUUCUCGAAGAUGAAAAAUGAAUGGUCUCAUCUGUCUAUUUGUCCGCAAAACUUAUUUUUCAAGAACGACGUUAGGCCAACUAUUUUAUUGGGACAAGAUAACUACCAUCUCAUAAUGCCUAGAAAGAUUUAUGAAGGUCCACCAAAUUCACCAAUUUUAAGCUGGACUAAACUUGGAUGGAUUGUUCACGGGAAAUUUAGAUGCAAAAAGGAUAUUCUCGACAAUUCAAAUUUCAAUUUCUUUUGUUAUCAAGAAUCUGAAAAUGAUUUACAUCGGUUGGUCAAAGAUUCAUUUAAGCUUGAUAACUAUGGAAUUACAAAGCCGAAUUACGAAACUUCAUUAUCACCGAAGGAGGAAAAGGCACUAAAAAUUUUAGAAGAAACAACUGCCUAUACAGGAGAACGUUAUGAAUCUGGACUGUUAUGGGCCACAGAAAACUUCAGAUUUCCUCCCAGUUAUAACAACGCUCUAAGUCGACUUCAUGGAAUAGAACGUAAAUUAGAUCGAGACCCAAUAUUAGCGGAAGAAUACUGUCGAAAAAUAGAUGAAUAUUUAAACAAAAAUUACGUCAAGAAAUUAAGUGUAGAAGAGGCAGCCCAAACACACAAUAGAACUUAUUAUUUGCCACACUUUGGAGUGCGCAAUCCAAAUAAACCUGGAAAAUUGCGUUUAGUGUUCGAUGCUGCAGCAAAAAGUCAUGGAGUAUCCUUGAACGAUGCUUUACUAACUGGACCCGAUCUCUUGAAUUCACUACCAGCGGUCCUCAUGAAAUUUAGACAGCAUGCCAUCGCCUUUGUUGGAGACAUAAAAGAAAUGUUUCAUCAAAUUAACAUAAAAACAGAAGAUGUCGAUUCUCAAAGAUUUCUUUGGCGUGGAAUGGAGAGGCAUAGAAAACCAGACACCUACAUCAUGAAAGCAAUGACUUUUGGAGCAACUUGUUCACCAUCGACUGCCCUUUAUGUGGUGAAAUUGAAUUCCAGAAGAUUUGAAGACCAGUAUCCUGAAGCUAGUAAAGCAAUUUGUACCAAGGAAUACAUGGACGACCAUUUAGACUGCUGUGAAACAAUUGAUAGUGCUAUUAACAGAAUUCAGCAAGUAAUUGAAAUUCAUAAAGCAGGUGGAUUUGUUAUAUGUAAUUGGAUCAGUAAUUCGAAAGAAGUUUUAGACAAUAUCCCUGAAGAUCUCAAAGCCCACAGUGACAAACAGUUGAAUUCAGAUGAUGGCCUCGCUACAGAGAGGAUUUUAGGAAUGUGGUGGGACGCGAAAGCAGAUACGUUUAUUUUUCGAGUUAAUGAAUCAAAAUUUGAAAAUAUUCAUUUAAAAAGUCCAACAAAGAGAGAGAUAUUGAGAGUUGUGAUGAGUAUCUUCGACCCACUAGGACUUGUAUCACCAAUAUUAGUGGCUGGCAGAAUUUUAUUACAAAAUAUUUGGCGUUCAAAUAUUACCUGGGAUGAAUGUCUACCAAGAGAUCUUCAAGCAAAAUGGGAAAUCUGGCUCCAGUUACUAAAUAAUGUGAAGACGUUCAAAAUUUCAAGGUGUUAUUUACCACUCUCAAGCAGUUAUGGAUCUACGGAACUCCACAUAUUCGUUGAUGCCAGUGAAGAAGCCUAUUCAGCAGCAGUUUAUUUGAGAAACGAAAGUGGUCCAAUAAUCUCAGUUUCCCUAAUUAUAUCGAAAAAUCGCGUUGCCCCCCUGAAAGGAAUUUCAAUACCACGUCUGGAACUUCAGGCAGCUGUGCUUGGAUCUCGGCUUGCUGAAGCAGUUCAAAAUUCCCUGGAAGUAGAAAUAAAAGGAAGAAUGUUUUGGUCUGAUUCCCAGUCUGUUCUUCAUUGGAUAAAAUCCGACUCCAAAAAAUAUAAACAAUUUGUAGCGAACAGAAUCACAGAAAUCCAUGAUCUCACAAGACCCGAUGAGUGGAAAUGGAUAUCGACUGACUUGAAUCCUGCCGACCUAGCGACUCGUUUCUGCAAGAAAAAAUUUCUAACAUUGAAUUCAUUAUGCUUAGAAGGUCCACCAUUCUUGAAAAACUGUAAAUCCGAAUGGCCAGACCAACCUCCUAUAUUUUUGAAUCAUAAGUCUGAUUUAGAACUGAAGAAGGAGUAUGUGAAUGUUCAUAUGGAGAAUUGCAUCUGGAUUAUCUGCUUGAAAUCUCACUGGAGGAAAAGACUCCUGUCCAGACGUCGGUGA
This is a messenger RNA of Coccinella septempunctata (seven-spotted ladybird), 3996 nucleotides long. RefSeq lists its product as uncharacterized. The record is from RefSeq and is a predicted model, not a curated record. The transcript has a single exon. Lineage: Eukaryota; Metazoa; Arthropoda; Insecta; Coleoptera; Coccinellidae. The coding region runs from base 1 to 3996 and encodes 1331 amino acids.